Molecule: messenger RNA, 5154 nt
Organism: Ophidiomyces ophidiicola
Lineage: Eukaryota; Fungi; Ascomycota; Eurotiomycetes; Onygenales; Onygenaceae
Gene: IQG1
Product: iqgap- protein
Exons: 3
Coding region: 1-5154 (1717 amino acids)
Biological process (GO): regulation of GTPase activity; regulation of actin cytoskeleton organization
Cellular component (GO): cytoplasm
Molecular function (GO): GTPase activator activity; protein binding
Source: RefSeq, a predicted model, not a curated record
AUGUCAUAUCAGUUUCCUCUGAAGCGAGUACAAUCCGAUUUGCCGAAGUGCUCCAGUCCCUUGCGCCAUGACUCCACAGCAUCAACGAACUCUUCGACUUAUUCCACAUAUACCAAUUCGUUUAUGCCGAGCCGUACGAGCACGCUUACCUCUCAUGCAUCAAGCAUUUAUCGACCCGGAACCCCAGAGUAUAAAGGAGACCGUGGCACAAGAGGGGUGAACGGUCAGAAGGAACCAGAGGGCAGGUCAAGUCCCGGAGAAACUUAUGAAAAUGUUCGCCGAUCCUUGCGGCCGCUUCCACAGGCCCCAAAUACGACACCUCCGAAAUCAAAAGUCUCCUCGUACCAUGCGCGCCGCCAAACCGUCGUCGACCCCAUUCCACGUCGCGAUCUCCAGCCUAUACACAACGAGGAAAAUGUGGUGCCAAGGGAAAAGGUUCAUGGUUUUGAUUCAAAGCCGGAUGUGAAUCGCCGAGUGUCCCAUACACGAACGAGAUCCAGCCCAAACCCACCAGUCCUCACAGCUACGUUGACUGCGCCCGAACUCCAAACUCUAGGAAAAUCUUCAACAAGACAUUUUCGAACUCUUUCUAAACUCACUCAGUCCGAGAGCGAGGAGUUUGCCAUCACAAAUUUGACACCAUCGGUUGUGGGGCUACAAGGUCGUCGUCAGCUCAAACGCACUGAUUCGGUUCGUGGAGUCCAGCCUGCGACAGAUUUGCAGAGGAACAGCCCAGCACCAUGGCUGCAAAGAGAUUGGAUGGACAAGCAGAGACAAUUUUUACAAGCAUAUGAAUACCUCUGCCAUAUUGGUGAGGCGAAAGAAUGGAUUGAGGAUAUUAUACACAAGCCAAUACCAGCAAUUGUUCAAUUGGAGGAAGCUCUUCGUGAUGGAAUCACCCUGGCCGAAGUGGUGCAGGCUCUAUACCCACACCGACUAUUUCGAAUCUUUCGGCAUCCCAAACUACAAUUUCGCCACUCAGAUAACAUCGCUCUCUUCUUCCAAUUUCUAGACGAGGUUGAGCUGCCAGAGGUAUUUCGAUUUGAACUAAUCGACCUUUAUGAGAAGAAAAACAUGCCCAAAGUUAUACACUGCAUUCAUGCACUCUCCUGGCUCUUGUUUAAAAAGGGAAUUGUUGACUUUAGGAUCGGAAACCUAGUUGGCCAACUAGAAUUUGAGCAUCAUGAGCUUGAACAAACACAGCGAGGGCUCGAAAAAGCCGGUGUUCCUAUGCCUAGCUUUUCUGGAAUGGGUGAAAGCUUUGGGGCUGAUCUGACACCAGAGCCAGAGCCGGAACCAGUUGAGACGGACGAAGAAAGAAUAGCCAGAGAACUGCGAGAAACCGAAACAUCAAUAUGUGAUUUGCAGGCACAGGUAAAAGGCGCUGUCUUACGUCUCAGGCUUGGAAACCUAAUGCAGCAGCUUUGGGAUAACGAAGGGAUUUUAAUCGACUUUCAAUCAAGAAUUCGAGGAGACUGGACGAGACAAAUUAUGGACUACAGGUUGAACAUGCGCCGUUUUGCUUUAAACCUUCAAGGAGCCGUGCGCGGGUUUUUGGUUCGACGCAGGUGCCAAAGUCGGCAAGCAGGCUGCACGGCGGCAGAGCCUGCAAUACUGGGUCUUCAAAGCUUAAUUCGGGCCAAGCACGCCAGGUCUGGCAUUCAGCACCUUCGUAUACGGGCAAGAAGAGAAGAGUCUGGCAUAAAAUCCUUCCAAGCUGCUAUUCGGGGAGCUCUGGCGCGGAAGGAAGCUCACAACCAGUAUGAACAAAGCAGAGUCUCUGAACCACAAACCGAAUUACUUCAGGCAGCUAUCCGUGGAAUGCUUGAACGACAUGCUUUUACAAGUGAUGUUUCGUUCCUCCGCCAAAAUGCAAAUCAAGGGGUUUUGCUUCUUCAGGCCGCCAUUAGGGGUAUGAACCAGCGGCAGAGCAUCUCAAAUGAUGUAUCAAAGCUUCGUAAUGUUUCUAAACAGGAAGUUGACCUCCUUCAAGCAGUAAUUCGAGGAAUGUUAAAGCGGUGUGCUCUUGCACAGGAAGCUCUAGAUCUUCAGAAGAAUGCCGAUGCGAUCUUGCAUUGUCAAUCAGCUAUUCGAGGGGUUUUGGAGAGGAAACGAAGAGCAGCUGAUGUAAAUACACUCGAGAGCUUUUCAAGCACCUGGUUGAAGCUUCAAUCGAUUACUCGUGGAAGUGCUCUGAGAAAAAGCCUGCAGGCUCUUCGAAUGGAACUCCAGAAACAAGCUCCUGUCACUAUUGAAAUGCAGGCUGCGGCUAGGGGGAUGUGCCUUCGUAGGUCCAAUUCAGAGAUCCGACUGGCUCUCAAAGCAGAAGAAGAAAAGAUCAAGUCGUUACAGAGUCUAGCCAGAGCCUUUCUUUUGCGCCGAAAGAUCGAGCAGGAUCGGAAAGAACUUCUUAAAGAGAGCCCUCAUAUUACAACACUUCAAGCACUAGCACGAGCCUCCAUUGUUCGCAUCGAUAUUGGAAAUCUUCUCGCUCAAUUGGAUGAAAGCAUAGAAGAUGUGACUGAACUGCAGGCACUCGUGAGGGCUAUGCUUCUUCGAAUCGACAUUGGAAAUGCACUGGCAGACCUUGAAGGCGAAGAAGAUACUAUCGUCGAUCUUCAGUCCCAUAUACGGGGAUUUGUGGUACGCUGCCAUUUUGCAGAAAAACAGAAGUUCUAUCGCGAAAAUAUGGAAAAGGUUAUCAAAGUCCAAAGUUUCGUCCGGGCAAAGAUCCAGGGGGAUGCAUAUAGACGGCUAACGACUGGCAAGAAUCCACCGGUUGGAACAAUUAAAGGAUUUGUACACCUUCUUAAUGACAGCGACUUUGAUUUUGAUGAGGAAAUUGAAUUCGAGCGACUACGCAAAACAGUCGUGCAGCAAGUUCGGCAGAACGAGAUGGCCGACCAGUAUAUUACACAGCUGGACAUCAAGAUUGCACUCUUGGUUAAAAACAAAAUCACACUCGACGAAGUGGUUCGACAUCAGAAGCAUUUUGGAGGCCAUGUUGGAGCUGUUUUACCAAAUACUGAUAUUUCUUCAAAAGACCCCUUUGAUCUGAAGGCUCUCAACAAGAAUUCCAGAAAGAAACUCGAACAUUAUCAGGAACUCUUUUUCCUUUUACAGACGCAGCCCCAAUACCUUGCGGGGAUAUUCCGACGAAUGAAAGAGCAGGCAACACCUGAGAGAGAAAAUGAACGUAUCAAGCACCUCAUUAUGGGUCUUUUUGGUUAUGCUCAGAAAAGACGCGAAGAAUACUACUUGAUCAAACUCCUCGUCAGAUGCAUCAAGGAAGAAGCGGAUUCAUGCUCCUCACUGCAAGAUUAUACCCGCUGUAUAUCUUUCUGGCAUAAGCUAUUUACCGCCUAUACAAAGUCUCCUCGAGAUCGAAAGUUCAUGAAAGACCUUCUUGGCAAUGUUGUCAAAGAGAAUAUUAUUGAUAACCCAGAUCUUGAUUUGGAAAGCGAUCCUAUUCAGAUUUACCGGUCUGCAAUCAACAAUGAAGAACUCCGAACUGGGCAACGCAGCAGACGGCCACCAGAUGUACCAAGGGAGAGGGCAAUAAAGGACCCUGAGACUAGAGCAACCUUUAUUCGCAAUCUUCAAGACCUUCGCGAUAUUGCUGAUCAAAUUUUCAAUGCCAUGGAAGAAUCACUACAUCGCAUGCCAUAUGGUGUCCGGUUUAUCGCUAAAGAAAUGUACGAAUACCUCCUCUUAAGAUUUGAAGAAGAAGAUCGAGGAUACCUACUUCAGGCCGCCGGCCAGUGGGUUUGGAAGACGUACCUCCAGCCAGCAAUGAUGGAGCCUGAAAAAUCGGGCGUUGUGAAUCACGCUCUCACCCAAGAGCAGAAGCGUAGCCUUGGUGAGAUCAGCAAAGUUAUUGCACAGGUUGCAUCCGGACGUUUAUUCGGCAGUGACAAUGUCUAUCUUCAACCCCUGAAUGCGUACAUUGCUGAAUCGAUUCAGCGACUAGGCGCCAUCUGGGGCACUUUGAUCACGGUACAAGAUGCGGAGACUUACUUUGAAAUCGACGAGUAUAAUGACUUAUACGCAAAAACGAAGCCAACUCUUUACAUCAAGAUGUCUGAUAUUUUUUCGAUACAUCAGUUAGUUGCUGCGGAAAUAUCGCACGUUUGUGGCCAGGAAGAUGCCUUACGAGAGAUUAUUCGAGAUCUUGGGAGUGUUAAAAGCAAUGAACAUGAGCUGAUGAGUGUCAGUUCCUCUGAAAUCAGCCUUACACUUACCCCAAAGCUGCAUAACGUUGAAGAUCCUGACGCCGAAGUGAAAGCUCUCCUUAUGGAAACGAAGCGAUGUAUUUUAUACAUCAUUCGUGUGCAGUCUGGAGCUAAUCUAAUGGACAUUUUGGUACGGCCUCCAACACCAGAAGAUGAAGAGCGAUGGGAUACUCUCGUACGCGAAGAAUUUUCUCAUACCAGUCGGAAACGAGCCGCAUACUCAGACGCCAAUACUCUCGUUGAUAUCGGUUCUAUGAGCUACCCUGAGCUGAAACGAACCGCGCUAGAGAAUAUUGUUCGCCUAGAGCAAGCAGGGAGGAUUACGCGGUUCAAUCAAUAUCAAGAUCUCCUCAAUGAUAUUGCACUCGAUAUUCGAACAAAGCAUCGCCGGAGAGUCCAGCGUCAGAGAGAAUUGGAAGGCGCACGUCUCACUCUUGACAGGUUAAACGACCAAGCCGUAUACCUUGAGCAGCAGUUGAAGACGUACAACGAUUAUAUUGAACAAGCCAUGGUUACAUUGCAAAACAAAAAGGGUAAAAAGCGGUUCUUAAUGCCAUUUACCAAACAAUGGGACCACGAGCGUGAACUUCAGCGAUCGGGCCGCGUUUUCAAGUUCGGCUCCUACAAGUAUUCCGCACGUAAUUUGGCGGACAGGGGGGUGUUGGUUCAUUGGAAAGGAUAUACAGAGCGCCAAUGGGAUAGAGUUGAUCUAACAAUUUCUAGUAAUGAAGUUGGCGUUUUCACAAUCGAUGGCAGCAGCGGUAACAUGAUGGUUCCCGGUGCAAAUGCCCAAGUUCCCCUUGAUGACUUGUUGCAGGCACAAUUCAACAACACACAGUUUAUGGAUCUGUUCGAGGGCCAAUUACGAGUGAAUGUUAAUUUGUUUCUGCAUUUGAUUAUGAAGAAAUUCUAUAACGAAUAA